Molecule: messenger RNA, 2747 nt
Organism: Ctenopharyngodon idella (grass carp)
Lineage: Eukaryota; Metazoa; Chordata; Actinopteri; Cypriniformes; Xenocyprididae
Product: extracellular calcium-sensing receptor-like
Exons: 1
Coding region: 1251-2216 (321 amino acids)
Biological process (GO): G protein-coupled receptor signaling pathway
Cellular component (GO): membrane
Molecular function (GO): G protein-coupled receptor activity
Source: RefSeq, a predicted model, not a curated record
UGCAUUGGAAAAAUGUUAUCCACCUUAUUCCAACGGCCCAUGACGCUUAUGGGUGAAUUAUGGGUGUAACUUCCGUUAAGCUGUAAACAGUCAGUGAAAGGCUCACUCUAUGAAUGCAAUAAUGCGUUUUUUUUAUUUUUUAUCUGGGUACAAUGAGAUGACAAUAUUCUACUCACCCUUCAACCAACGAAAAUUAAAAGGACAUUUAAAAGUGUAAAAGCAUCAACAAGGUACUUUCAAUAGACCAUGAAAAACCGUGAUUCUUUCCACAGCAAUAACGGACAGGUUAAAUAUAACUGUAAUGAAAUAUAUCUGUAUUAUGUAAUAUACGUUGCCUUAAUAAAAAAUGUUAAUGAACUUCAGCAUUGCAUUAUACUAUUUCAAAGUGAUUUCCGUCAGAAAAAUAAAAUAAUAAAGAAAAUAAUCACAAGGAUAGAAAGCAGCAACUGAAAAGUAUUCGUUAUAAUGUGCCACGUUAAAAUACCAAGCGUUACGUUAUUCUCAUGAUGUCUGAAAAUAAAACAUGAAAGAAAAAUUGGCAGCUCAAUUAGUCAAACUGAUGGAUAAGCUUUAUUUGUAGGGCAACCUUAUCAUUUGAAAUGAUUCGUUUCAGUCUUUUUGAAUGGAAGUUCCCCAAACUGGAAGUUCCACCCAUAAUUCAUAAACACAGUAGGCUCAUCAGGAAUAAGGUGGAUUUAUUAUCAAAAUGUUCUACACACUAAAAAUUGGUUCUUUUAAGAACUGUUCACUGAAAGGUUCUUUGGGGAAUGAAAAUGGUUCUUCUAUGCUAUUGCUGCGAAAACCCCCUUUUGGAACCACAUUCACAUAUUUGAAAAUAAACAGCCCUUUUCCUUACAUUAGGAUCCUUUGAAAGGUAAUGUUAGCUUGAUUUCAAUAAAAGUUGUUUUUGGACUAACAAUGAAGUUGUGAGAUCUGAAACUUAUGUUUUUUUAUAUAGUACAAUGACCUCCUGGAUAUCAAAAGAUCGAGGAUUUUUUUUAUUUUAUUUUUUUUUUCAAUUCAUGACUCCUUUAAAAAUUUGUAAUCAUUUUAAGAACAUGCACAUCAUAAAGGGGGGUUUUAUUCAAGUCAUUGUAUGUUUGAAUCACAUUUGAAUGUAUUUUAUAAAUAAUUUAUAGGACAAAAUGACCUUAUGGGUUGUUUAUUCCAAAACAGUGUAGUCUGAUAGCCAGCCUAUACAGAUUAUCAGACAAAACUGUUUUAGAAUCUCUUAUUUCUGUGGUUCAUGAAUGACUGUUGGGCACUGUUGUUUUUAUUUAUUUAUUUCUUUUUAUUUUACAGAUUCUUUAGAUUGUCACAAAUGCCUACCUGAGUACUGGCCUAAUAAUAAGAAGAACAAGUGUCUUCCUAAACCGGUGGAGUUUCUAUCCUGGAAUGAAAUCCUUGGGAUUAUACUGGCUGCUUCCUCUAUUUCAGGCUCUUUAGUGGCUUUGAGUAUUACUUUGGUGUUAUACAAAAACAGGGCUUCUCCAAUAGUAAGAGCCAACAACUCAGAGCUGAGCUUCCUGCUGCUCUUCUCAUUGACUCUGUGUUUCCUCUGUUCACUUACUUUCAUCGGUCGGCCCACUGAGUGGUCCUGUAUGUUGCGUCACACAGCGUUCGGGAUAACUUUUGUCCUCUGUAUCUCCUGUGUUCUGGGGAAAACAAUAGUGGUGUUAAUGGCCUUCAAAGCUACACUUCCAGGAAGUAAUGUUAUGAAAUGGUUUGGGCCUCAUCAACAGAGACUCUGUGUUUUUAGUUUCACUCUUGUACAGGUUCUUAUAUGUGUGCUGUGGUUAACAAUAUCCCCACCCUUUCCCUACAAUAAUAUGCAACACUACAAAGAAAAGAUCAUUCUAGAAUGCAGUUUAGGAUCAGCUAUUGGUUUCUGGGCUGUACUAGGUUAUAUUGGCCUUCUAGCUUUCCUUUGCUUUAUCUUAGCUUUUCUGGCCCGGAAACUGCCUGAUAACUUUAAUGAGGCUAAAUUCAUCACAUUCAGUAUGCUCAUAUUCUGUGCUGUUUGGAUCACAUUUGUUCCAGCUUAUGUCAGCUCUCCAGGGAAAUUUACUGUAGCUGUGGAGAUAUUUGCCAUUUUAGCUUCAAGCUUUGGUCUGAUUCUCUGUAUUUUUGCUCCUAAGUGUUUCAUUAUUGUAUUUAGGCCAGAUCAGAAUACCAAACAACACUUAAUGGGUAAAGCAUCAACAAAAGUCCACUAAGACACACAACUCUUUUAGAUAUCAAUCAUUGUUAGAUAUCACACAUGCUAUGCUAUUAUUUAAAAAAUUUAAUACCCAAAUCUGUGGAACUGUAGUUUAUUUCUACAGUGAUUUUGUGAACUGAAACUUUUUUUUUUUUUGUAAUUAUUUUAUUUAUUUUGUUUGUUUAUUUGAUUAUUAAUACAUUUUAUUUUGAUGUACUAACAUCUCGGAGUGAUUUUUUUUUUCUUCUUCUUCUUCUUCUUUUGAAUAGAGGUGAAUUACAUACUUUAUUUAUUACUAGUUUUACUAUUAGUUGCAAUUAAUUAAAUUAGCAUUACUUUAGUUAUAGCAUACUUUAAUAGAAGAUAGGAAACCUGAAAUGAACAUUGCUCAAAGGUGAAGAAUUUAUUGAACUUGAACUCAAGGAGCUGGGGGAUAUAUGCUGCAUGAAGACAGAACAGGUAUAGUUUAGUUUAUUAGUACAAGCCUGUUAUUGUGGACCCCGUCCGAAUGAUGGCCAAAACUUUACUGAUGUUUUAUGAAGUUUAU